Peniophora sp. CBMAI 1063 is the source of this 822-nucleotide messenger RNA. The record is from the annotation of a GenBank genome assembly. NCBI's taxonomy places the organism in Eukaryota, Fungi, Basidiomycota, Agaricomycetes, Russulales, Peniophoraceae.
AUGUCGGACUUCAGCGCGCCGGAUACGUCUCCAACACUGCACCCCGUUCCUCGACCCAUCCAUACGUCUCACCCAUACGACACCUUGGUGUCCUACCCGUCGUCCUUGAGUGGAGGGUAUAAUAUCAUGACGCCGCCGAUACCCACCGACAUGCUUCAGUACAACUGGUACCAUUCCUCCAUACUGGACACGCCAUAUCCAUACUCCGAUGGUGGUGCCGUAUUCAAUGCCACCGCGUCUACCGGCAGUCGCUGGGUAGAACAACAUGCGUCUCCCUACACUGCUAGCGCCUCAAGCCUCGGCAGUUCUCCAGCUGACCUCGCAUACCCGCGAGUGCUGUUACCAUCCAGCUACCCGUUCCUCGAUGACGCGGGUCCGUUCCCCGGACACGACGCUCAAGAGUUGCAAAGCGAGGGCGUGGCAGGGCUGCUAUCGUACACUUGGUCCUCGCCAAUCUCUACGGGCACCACCAAUUCAUCGCUCUGGAAUAGCCCGCCCUUCGUUGACCCGUCUUCGGCGACUCUUGCCGGCUCUUCGUCGUCGCUUGGUCAUGAUCAAGGGUUUGGGGACGCGACCCUCGACGUGAAUGCCAUCGACGUGUCUAGCUUUGGCACGGGUUUCGACACCAACACCUACGCAGUCGAUGCGCCUGCACUUGGCUUCGACGAUUUCAAGGCAGGCGCGUUAGGCUUCACUUCCGACGAGUUGAGCUUUGGAUACGAUAUGGGCGCGACGCCCUUGGACUUUGGCAUUGAGGUAGGCGGAUCUGAAUUCGCUAGCGGGCUCUUCGAUCCCCUGUUUAUCAGCCCCGAGUCGGCGUGA